Cornus florida is the source of this 1317-nucleotide messenger RNA. RefSeq lists its product as uncharacterized. The record is from RefSeq and is a predicted model, not a curated record. NCBI's taxonomy places the organism in Eukaryota, Viridiplantae, Streptophyta, Magnoliopsida, Cornales, Cornaceae. The transcript is spliced from 2 exons. Bases 1 to 1317 code for a protein of 438 amino acids. Gene Ontology annotation, molecular function: nucleic acid binding; RNA-DNA hybrid ribonuclease activity.
AUGGAAGAAUUCAAAUGGGAUGAUACACAUCAAAGGGCAUUUGACCAGAUUAAGAAAUACUUGUCGAGUCCUCCUGUCAUGAUGCCUCCAAGGAAGAAAUGGCCAAUGAAGUUAUAUUUAUCGGCUGCUGAAGAAUCCAUUGGAGCUAUGUUAGCACAAGAAAAUGAAGCAGGAACAAUGAAAUUAAGAGUCUAUAUGAUGCCCAUUUUGGUGAAUAUUGUUUGUCAAACCGAUCUUAUAAAGUAUAUGCUAUCAAGGCCAUUAAUCACAGGCCAGAUUGGCAAGUGGGCUUUGGCAUUAAUGGAAUUCAACUUUGCAUAUGUUCCACAAAAGGUAAUUAAGGGAAGAGCAUUGGCAGAUUUUCUUGCCGAUCAUCCCUCACCUGAAAUUGAGUCACAAGUAUUUGAUGAGCUUGACUCGGCAUCCAUAUUCAUGACUCCAUGGACUUUAAUGUUCGACGGGUUUAGUACCAGUGAAGGCUCGGGAGCUGGUAUAGUGAUAAUAUCCCCAACAGGGAAUCAAAUUUUGUUUUCUUUCUUUUUGGAUUUUAGGUGUUCAAAUAAUCAAGCCGAGUAUGAAGCAUUAAUUAUCGGCUUGGAAAUUCUGUUGGAAAUGACAUUCAAAGAUGUCCACAUUGUGGAAGAUUCGAGUUUAGUGAUUAAUCAAAUCUCAGAAGACUUUAGAUGUUUGAAUUGGAAAUUAAGACCAUUCCAUUCAUUGGCAACCCAAUUAGUUAACCAAUUUCAUAAUGUGACUUUGGAAUACAGACCGAGAGCCAUGAAUAAAAUGGCUAAUGAUUUGGCACAGACUGGUUCUGGAGUUAGGGUGCCGAGUGGUAUGAUGGAAAGAGUAAUGAAGAUUACACGCCGAUCUCUUCUAUCAGCUGAAACAGGAAAUCAAAUUAUGGAAGAAGUCUUUGACAUUGAUGUUGCCGAAUUGGAUGAUGAUGAUUGGCGAAUUCCUUACAUCUUGUUCUUGCAACAUCCAACUCCUGAAGCCGAUCGAAGAAUUAAAAGAAGUGCAGUCGAUUAUAUGUUUAUGUAUGGUGAUCUUUAUAGAAGAUCGGCUGAUAAUGGUUUGUUAUUUCAAUGUAUUAGUAAGUUUGAAGGUUUGAAGAUUAUGGCUGAGGUACAUGAGGGGAUAUGUGGAGCUCACCAAGCUGACAUCAAAAUGAGAUGGUUGAUACGCCGAUAUGGAUAUUAUUGGCCUGGAAUGAGGAACGAUUGCAUGACUUAUGCAAAAAGAUGUAUAGAUUGUCAAAAAUAUGGUCCUAUGCAGUGGGUCCCAGCAAUAGAAAUGCAAUUAUUAGUUAAAUAA